Molecule: messenger RNA, 799 nt
Organism: Ziziphus jujuba (common jujube)
Lineage: Eukaryota; Viridiplantae; Streptophyta; Magnoliopsida; Rosales; Rhamnaceae
Product: V-type proton ATPase subunit e1
Exons: 3
Coding region: 257-469 (70 amino acids)
Biological process (GO): proton transmembrane transport
Cellular component (GO): proton-transporting V-type ATPase, V0 domain
Molecular function (GO): proton-transporting ATPase activity, rotational mechanism
Source: RefSeq, a predicted model, not a curated record
UCCUGUUUUUCUUUCCUCUUAUUUUCCUUCCUUUUUCUUAUUUUCCCACCACAUUUUCUUAGAAUCCAAUCAGGGAUUUAGGGUUUUCCUACCGAUUUGUUUUCAAUUAUUCGGCCUCUGGUUCCGUGAUCUUGUAAAUUUAUUUUUAUUUUAUUAAACCCAAAAUCCCAUUCAAAUUCCCUUUGUUUCCUAUUUUCUUAUUUGCAGAAAAUUGAAUUUAUUUGAUCGGCGACGUCCAGAUCGAGGGAAAUUCAAUAUGGGGUUCUUGGUGACGACCCUAAUUUUCCUAGUGAUUGGCAUAAUUGCGUCUCUCUGCACCAGAAUCUGUUGCAAUAAAGGACCUUCUGCUAAUCUGUUGCACCUAACAUUGGUCAUUACAGCAACAGUCUGCUGUUGGAUGAUGUGGGCAAUUGUAUAUAUCGCUCAGAUGAAACCCCUCAUAGUUCCUAUUCUAAAUGAAGGGGAGUGAAAAGUUGGUGUCUGGAGAAUGAAACAUAUAUUGCAUUAUUGGUGAACCACCACCAUUAUAAAAUACAACUGGACCAUCCGACUUGAGAGAGUGUGAAAUUUAGGACUCGUGGAUCAAUUUUAGUUUUCUUCUCAUUCUGGAGUUGUAUGUAAUUCUUGUUUGAGUUUGUAAUGUGAAUUCGUACGUGGCUUGUUACAUAACCCUGCUUUCUUUUAGAUGUUAUAUUUAUUCCCUCAUUCAUUUCAGAUUUCAUACUUUGAGACCAGUGAAAGACUUUAAAAAUGCGAUCCGAAUGAAAUAAGUGAAGAAGAUAUGCUGUUUAUCUGUUUA